Cylindrotheca closterium is the source of this 645-nucleotide messenger RNA. Lineage: Eukaryota; Bacillariophyta; Bacillariophyceae; Bacillariales; Bacillariaceae. The record is from the annotation of a GenBank genome assembly.
AUGCAACCACCAAGAGUUCCCCCAAAGUUGGUGAUUCCUGAUAUGCCUCGGCCAGGCGACCGAUUCACCAGUGUGUACAAGUUAUUGCAGAAUUUAUAUGGACUCAAAGACGCGGGACGAACAUGGGGUCAAUUUCUCCACAAGGGAUUGAUUGACCGAGGAUGGCAACAAUCAAGCAUUGAUUCUUGCUUAUACACAAAACAGGACAUUAUAUUGGUACUUUACGUUGAUGAUGCCUGCCUCAUGUCUCCAAACAAAGCUUUGAUCAACAAAGAAAUCAAAUCCCUACAAGAACAAUACAACUUGACUGACGAUGGGGAACUACAAGACUAUCUUGGUACUCGUUUCACAAAACUACCUGACGGAUCAAUCCUUCUUGAGCAACCUCGCAUGAUUCAACAAAUAUUAGAAAUGGUCAGGCUCACUGCUGACCAAGUCAAAACUCAUGACAGCCCAGCUUCCAGUGCAAACAUAUUAGACAAGGACCCAGACGGCAAGGCACAUGAUUAUCCCUGGAACUACAGAUCAGUAGUAGGCAGCCUUAGUUAUCUACAAGCUAUGAUUUGCCCAGAUCUCACGAUGGCAGUACAACAGUGUGCUCGAUUUUGCAAUGAUCCAAAAGAAUCUGCAGGUACUUGCACUUGA